This is a messenger RNA of Apus apus (common swift), 1488 nucleotides long. RefSeq names its product hsp90 co-chaperone Cdc37-like 1. Gene Ontology annotation, biological process: protein folding; protein stabilization. Gene Ontology annotation, molecular function: protein-folding chaperone binding; heat shock protein binding. The transcript has 7 exons. Bases 71 to 1045 code for a protein of 324 amino acids. Lineage: Eukaryota; Metazoa; Chordata; Aves; Apodiformes; Apodidae. Gene Ontology annotation, cellular component: cytoplasm. The record is from RefSeq and is a predicted model, not a curated record.
CCUCAAGCAACAGGAAUAUCCGGUUCAGGGUCGAGGAGGCUCAGUCAGUAUUGUGUAGUUUGUGGCGAGGAUGGCGUUGUGGUCUUCCUCCUUUCAGAGUUUUGGUUCGGUUGAGGAGGAUGAGGAACGGGCAUUGACUCUCACAUCUAUCCAGCACCUGUCGGAAAUGCAGACAUAUGGUCAAGGGAUUGAACUGAUCUUUCAAAAACAAAAAGAGUUUGUGAAGAGCUCUGUAGAAUCCAAAUGGAAUCUAGCAGAAGCCCAGCAGAAACUUAGUAGUUUAGCACUGCAUAAUUCAGAAUCCAUGGAUCAGGAAUAUGCCAAAGCACAGACUGAAGCUUCAGAACUGAGACAGAGAGAGGAAGAGUGGAGAAGAAAAGAAGCAGCACUAAUACAGAGGGAAAGACAGAAUCUAUGGAAUACGGAUUCUUUUAGUAAGGAGGUAUUUAAUAAGAGUUUUAUUAGUCAAUAUAAAAGAAAAGAAGUAGAAGAUGAAGAUGUAUCUAAAUCAUUUAUACAGAAACAUGAACAAAAGAUUAGAUACUUUGGUAUGCUGGGCAGAUGGGAUGACAGUCAAAGAUUUUUGUCUGACCACCCAUAUCUUGUAUGUGAAGAAACAGCUAAAUAUCUCAUCUUAUGGUGUUUUCAUCUAGAAGCUGAACAGAAAAGAGCUCUGAUGGAACAAAUAGCACACCAAGCAGUUGUGAUGCAGUUUAUUAUAGAAAUGGCCAGAAGUUGUAAUGUGGAUCCAAGAGGCUGUUUUCGUCUAUUUUUCCAAAAAGCCAAAGCAGGGGAAGAAGGCUAUUUGGAAGCUUUUAAAACUGAGCUUGAAGCAUUCAAAUCAAGAGUGAGAACCUGUUCACAGUCUCAAGGCUUUCAAGCUAUAUCAGUACAGAAUCCCAGUGUCUAUACCGGUACUGUAGAAGGACUGGAGUCUUUGACACAGAAUGCAAAUGAUCUACAAGAUUGCACAAACAGAAGUGUUUGCAAUUUAAACUCAAUGCUACAAAAAGAUGAAGAACCCAAAAUGAUGGACACAGUAUAGCACUGUUAAGACUGAGGCAAAAUACUCUUUUCUAUUGCAAAGAAAAGAAUGUGGCUAUUUCCUUGACACAUUUUUAUGGGUACUGCACUUUAUUUUUGGUGCUUUGAGGGAGGGAUGUGGAGGGAGGAUAAUCCGGAAAUACUUGUAAUAAUGUUUGAAAAUGUGCUGCUAGGUUUUUGGUUGUCUAUGAAGAAUGGGGUUCUCAUUGCCAAACAUUAAACUGGAUGUUUUAUGCUACUAAAUUUGCCUUUUGUGAUUUUGGGAAUUAAAGUAUGAAAAGGAAAAUUCACAAAUACAGUGUUUACAAUAAGUGAUAGAUUUCUGGUGGAAUCUGCUAUUGGUUUUAGAUAUGACUGUGUCUUAUUCUAUGAAUAUUGCUGGUAUAGCUCUUAAAUGUGGUUUUAUUAUUAACAGCAAUAAAUUGGUAUGGCAUCAGUACUGCA